This is a messenger RNA of Nezara viridula (southern green stink bug), 3857 nucleotides long. The record is from the annotation of a GenBank genome assembly. Lineage: Eukaryota; Metazoa; Arthropoda; Insecta; Hemiptera; Pentatomidae.
GCCGAUGGGGGUAAGGUGAUGUGGCUAGCUUGGCUGUUAGCUGUGAGCGUGUGCCUGAUGGGGGCGGCGGGCUGCGGCCCGGGCCGGGGGGCCGGCCGCCGGCGAAACGCUCCUCUCAGCCCUCUCGUCUUCAAGCAGCACGUCCCCAACGUCAGCGAGGGCACCCUCGCCGCCAGCGGGCUCGUCGAGGGCAGGAUCACCAGGGUCGACCGCAGGUUCUUGGAUCUGGUCCCCAACUACAACCCGGACAUCAUCUUCAAGGAUGAGGAAGGAACAGGAGCGGAUCGUCUCAUGACGCAGAGAUGUAUGGAGAAGCUGAACACGCUGGCCAUAUCGGUGAUGAACCAGUGGCCCGGGGUGAAGCUGAGGGUGACGGAAGGCUGGGACGAGGAAGGUUACCACGCCGUGGACUCGCUGCACUACGAGGGCCGCGCCGUGGACAUCACCACCUCUGACAGGGACCGCUCCAAGUACGGAAUGCUGGCGAGGCUGGCCGUAGAGGCGGGCUUCGACUGGGUCUACUAUGAAUCCAGAGCUCAUAUUCACUGUUCUGUCAAAUCAGAAUCUUCUCAAGCUGCUAAAAAUGGGGGAUGUUUCACUGGAAACAGUACUGUUGAAGUAGCUGGAAGAGGAAAGAAAAAACUGUCAGAACUGAAAGUUGGUGAUAAAGUUGCCUCAUAUGAUAACGGCAAAAUUGUUUACUCUGAGGUAAUAAUGUUCUUAGAUAGGAACCCUGAGAGCAAAAGGCAGUUCUUGAAUAUCAAUACUCCAUCUACCAAUCUGCGGGUGACUCCUCAACAUCUCCUCAUCAGGGUAAAAGAUAACAACACAUUGGAGAAUGUUUUUGCAGCUAGGAUAAAACUAGGAGAUAUUCUAUUGGUUAGUUCAGAAAAAGGUGAACUCCAUCAAGAGACAGUUAUUAAAUCCGAAUUAGUGCUUGACACAGGAGUAUAUGCUCCUCUGACUAAAACCGGAACUGUGAUAGUUGAUAGGGUUGUCGCAUCCUGUUACGCAGUUAUAGAAAGCCAAACUAUAGCUCAUUUUGCCUUUGCACCUGUAAGAUUAUAUGUAAAUGCAAAGGAAGCUAUUUCUAGAUUUUAUAGCCUAGUUACAUUCCGUCAUAGUACUGUGCAUGCUAAAGAGACUGCAGUAAAAGGAAUACCUUGGUAUCCUUUUGUCUUAUAUAAAUUUUCAUCCUAUUUUGCACCAAAAUUUUUAAUGUAUGAUACAAGUGAUGUGAAUAAAGUAUGAAGAGAACUAGUUAAUUAAUAGUUUAUAUAAGAUGAAUCAUUAGAGCCUUGUUUGGUCACUGAAGAGCUGCUAACUCCAUAAAUUAGGUACUUAGUAUAAAUUAAGAUUCAUAAAAUUGUCAGAGGGCGAGUACAUUAAUUUAGAAAAAAAUAUUUAAGACAGUUGAGUAUUAUUAACUUAUUAACUACAACUGCAAAAUAUAAAAAUCAGUUCAUAAUAUUUAUUAAUGGAGUUAUUAUUUUGAUUGAAUGAAUUUAACCAAACAGUCCUUUUGCUUGGCUCUGGAAGAACGCUUAUUUAAAAAUUACCUAAAAGACUUAACAUUUGUUACAUAUUUAAUUUAUAUAUUUUUUAUUUAUAAAUUGUGUAUAUUUAAAAAUUGUAUAUCAUUCCCUCGGCGACUACUCAAUUCGAAAAAUAAUUAUUAUUCGAAUAUGGUAAUGAACUCGCCUGUAAACUAGUAGUUAUGUAAGGUUGUAAAUAUUCCACUGUAAUAUAUAUUUGUAAUUUUUUGUAGUCUUGUACAGAAACAAAAUUAAAUUUGUGAACUUGGUUUAUUCACUAUUCAUUAGAAACAUUGCAUAAAUUAAAAACCAUACAAUCACAAUAGAAUAUCGACAGUGAGCUGCAAAUACCUUCUGCCUGAUAAUUUAUUGAUUCUAUAUCUUCUUAAAUCUACAAUAUCUCCACUAAAUGAUAUUAAAAUGAAAGAUUACCACUAAAAAUAUUAUGAAAACUGUAAUUCAAUUUAUUAUUAAAUUUAAAAAAAAUAGGUAAAUAAUUUUAUUUUAGUAUGAAAAAAAUACUUUUAGAUUGUCAUUUAAAGCUACUUAAUUUGCACAUUGCAGACACUGCCAGCUCACUCUCAAUACAAAUUUAAACAUAUAUACACAUAUGUUCGAAAUAAAAGUAUUACAUCAAUUACUACAAGAUUUUUUAAGACCCAAAAUAACUAUGAAUCUAUUAAGAUCAGUUAUUUAAUAUUAUUAUGCUUAAUAAAUAUCCAAAAAUAUUCAUUUAUAUUCCUAACCAAGUUCACAGAAUAUUUUUAAGUUGUAAAUUGAAUACCAAUUUAUUGUGAUCAAACUGAUAGAGCUUUACUGUAGCAAUAUAUAAAUAUAAUAUAAAUCAAAAUUAGCUCAUUAUCUAUGUACUGCCUAAAGUAAUAUGUAAAUAUUAUUUAUUUAUGAGCCACCAUUGUGUAUUUUAGAUUGUAAAUAUUUAUGUAUUAUAUAAUUUUAUAAUGCUAUGCCUUGUACAGUUUUUAAAUAUAGUUUACCAUUUUAUUUUUUCAUGCAAUAAAGUACCAAUCUUAAAUCUCAUUUAUGAAAUUUUGCUGUAAUGUGAUAAACUAAUGUUGGGCAAUAUUAAAAAAUAAUGUAUCCGUAAUUGCUAUAGUGUUUUCCACAUUUUAACUAAUAAUUUUAAUAAACAGUAAAGAAAAAAAAAUAAUUCUAUGAAAAUAAACAUGAUUUAAUAUAUCUCAAUUUAUCAUUAUUGUUAUUUGUCCAUAACCCUAUCAUAAAAAAGAAUGUGAUUAAUUAUGACAAAUGCCUAAAUUCUAAAAAAAAAACAAAUAAAUAAACCUAUAGACAAAAAGAAGGAAGAAACAAUAAAUAAAAAAAGAUAAACAAAUGAUGUAGAACAUAUUGGAUGUUCCAGAUAAGAUUUCAAAGUAAACUAUUUAAACACUAUAACCUCUAUCUUCUUUCAGCCUUUGAACAUUUAAGACAAAUAAAUACCAAUAAAUCGGAUCAAAAAACUAAUACUUUCAGUUAUAUUUCAUAUACUUUAUAUUGUUUUAUAAACCUCAAUUGGUUUAUAAACCCUUAAUAACAAUUUUAAUAACAAUAACAAUAUGGAUGAGCUAUUUAGUAUUUUAUUAAAAUUGCAACAUGUAAAUUGUUUUUGUUGCGAAUUUUGUUUUUUUUACUUUUCAGAUUAAAACAAGGUGAAAAUAAAUAUUAAUUUCACCAAUCAUCAACCCGACUAUUACUUAAGCAGGCUUUAAUCACUUAAUUUUAUUUUUGGCAAGUGGUUGGAGUAUAAUUUUCUAGAAAAUACUUUUUAAAAAUCUUGAAUAUCCAAAUGCAUUCGGAGUUAUAUAUCUAAAGGUACCUACCUACCUACCUCUACCUAAAGGUACGACAUUUCAUGAAACUAUGGGAAAUCCAAUUAUCUAACUUUAACUCUAACAUUAUUGCAAAAGCAAACCAUUUAUUUUAUUUCUCUUGAUACUGACAGCAGAUGAAAAAAUUCAAAAACAAGAAACAAAAAUAUUGGCAUAGUCAAUACACAUUUAAAUAUUUGUUUGUCCAUAAAUUAUAAAAUGUCUAAACGCACCUUUAAACUAGCUUAGAAAUAGUUUAGAAUUUUUAUAUAUCAAAACAGAAAAACCAAAUACAAUGCUUCAUCUCAGUGCUUAUUUUUUAAAAAUUGUUUCCACAACUUUAUGUUGCAAACUUUAGACUUUUGUAACAAUUUUUUCAAAUAAUACAAGCCUUCUAAUAAAAUAAGCCAGGCAUUUCAUUGGGAACAUUAUAAAACAAUAGUCUAUUAAAAAGAGAAUAGAACAAGAAAAUUAAAUUUAUUAAUCAACUGAAGUA